GAUCCGUCGACCCAGAGCAGGAAGCUCGUUCUCUGUUUCGAUGGCACAGGCAACUCUUUCAGUGGCUCCGGCUCUGACACCAACGUGGUGAAGCUCUUGCGUAUGCUUGACCGCAACGACAAACACCAGUACCACUAUUACCAGACUGGCAUCGGAACGUACGAUGUUGACGAUACCAGCGUCAACAAGAACUGGGUCAGCGAAAUGCGUAGCAGCAUCUCACAGAAGAUCGACAUGGGCUUUGGUACCACAUUCGAUUCCCACGUCAUCGCUGGAUACAGAUUCCUUAUGCGCUACUACGAGACUGUAGACAGGAUCUACAUAUUCGGAUUCAGUCGUGGAGCCUUCACCGCUAGGUUCUUGGCUCGCAUGGUCAACACUGUUGGUCUUCUCUGCAAAGGCAACGAAGAGAUGGUGCCCUUUGCAUACAAGCUUUAUCAGAACCGCCUGUCCAAAGACAAAGAAAAGAAUAUGAAGAACCAAGGUGACGCUAAGGACAACGAGAACAAUGUCGGCGGUGCCCAAGCGACCGAAAAUACAAAGGGUCCCACCAGGGGCAAGAGGGAUGAGAUCAAGGCCUUCAGCAAGGCCUUCUGUCGCAAGGAAGGGAGUGACCACGGAAAAGACAACAUCAAGGUCUUCUUUCUCGGCAUGUGGGAUUGCGUCAACUCUGUGGCAGUUCUCGAGCAGGUCGGCGACAAGCCGUCCUCAGUGAUGGGUACCGCAAACUAUGUCCGUCAUGCUGUUGCCGUGGACGAGUUCCGAGUCAAGUUCAAGCCUGCGCUUCUCGCGCAAGAUGUCGCCGAGGUUUCCAAGGGAAAGCACUACCACGAAGAAGAUAUCAAGGAGGUCUGGUUCCCUGGUAACCAUGGCGACGUUGGCGGCGGCUGGUCGGUUAUAAAGGAUGACCCAAACUGGAAAGCCAAGGAAUUCGAAAGGAUCAAGAAUGAGAAGGCGAAGAACAACGAUGAGGACCUCGAUGAUACCGAGGAUCUGCAGCUGAGCGACGUUCCCCUUUCCUGGAUGAUCCGUGAGCUUGAACUCGCGGACCAGGAGUAUGAGGCGAAGACGGGCAAGACGGGCCUGAAGUGGCGGCCAAGGCGCUUGGAAAGGUUCAAGUUCAGCAUCUACCAGGACAAGGUGAAGCAGGAGCAGGCUCUGAAUGGAUGGAUUCACGACCUCCUUCGACUUGGAAAGGGAAUGGGCUACUUCAAGCCGUUGAUGUGGUACCUCCUUGAGAUUUGCCCUCUUAUCAAAAGAUGGGAACUCGACGACGAGUCCAAGCAAUGGGAAAUUUGCCAGUGGCCACUCAAUAAGGGCGGUGCUCGAGACAUACCUCGCAACGCAAUCUUGCACGAGUCUCUACACCGACGCCUUCAUAACGAUAAACACUACCAGCCACAGAACAACCAUGGUAACUUGAAGGAGGCGUGCUUGAAG
Molecule: messenger RNA, 1440 nt
Organism: Colletotrichum phormii
Lineage: Eukaryota; Fungi; Ascomycota; Sordariomycetes; Glomerellales; Glomerellaceae
Exons: 6
Source: RefSeq, a predicted model, not a curated record